Molecule: messenger RNA, 943 nt
Organism: Oryza brachyantha (malo sina)
Lineage: Eukaryota; Viridiplantae; Streptophyta; Magnoliopsida; Poales; Poaceae
Product: 60S ribosomal protein L10a
Exons: 6
Coding region: 103-753 (216 amino acids)
Biological process (GO): translation
Cellular component (GO): large ribosomal subunit
Molecular function (GO): structural constituent of ribosome; RNA binding
Source: RefSeq, a predicted model, not a curated record
UAGCGCUCAGCCGCCGCUACUUUGCCCUCCGCCUCCGCCGCGCCGCCCCGCCCCGCCGCCCGCUACCUCGUCGCGGAACAUUGUGCUCUCACCGCCGGCGCCAUGAGUAAGUUGCAGAGUGAUGCUCUGAGGGAGGCGAUCUCACAAAUUACUAAUGACUCCCGUGAGAAGCAGCGUAAGUUCGUCGAAACCAUUGAACUGCAGAUUGGACUGAAGAACUAUGACCCUCAAAAGGAUAAGCGUUUCAGUGGGUCUGUUAAGCUACCUCACAUCCCCCGCCCUAAGAUGAAGGUUUGCAUGCUUGGUGAUGCCCAGCAUGUUGAAGAGGCGGAGAAAAUAGGCAUGGACUAUAUGGAUGUGGAAGCCCUCAAGAAGAUGAACAAAAACAAAAAGCUAGUUAAGAAGCUUGCAAAGAAAUAUCAUGCUUUCCUUGCAUCUGAGGCCAUCAUUAAGCAGAUUCCUCGACUUCUUGGACCUGGUCUUAACAAGGCAGGCAAAUUCCCAACGUUGGUGACUCAUCAGGAAUCCCUUGAGUCCAAGGUUAACGAGACUAAGGCUACUGUGAAGUUCCAGCUGAAAAAGGUUCUUUGCAUGGGUGUUGCUGUAGGCAACUGUGGUAUGGAGGAGAAGCAGAUUUUCCAGAAUGUGCAAAUGAGCGUGAACUUCCUUGUGUCUCUUUUGAAGAAGAACUGGCAGAACGUGAGAUGCUUGUACCUGAAGAGCACCAUGGGGAAGGUGUACCGGGUGUUCUAAAUGGUUUUCCUCGGACUUCUCAAAUUUCUUAAGAUUUCACAGCUUGGACUAUAACUAUGUUCUCAACCAUCAAAUUUUUGUGCAACAAGUGAAGAUUUAGGAGUUCAAAUUUACUAUCUUGGUACUGAGAUACUUUGUUCUGUACUUCUGUCGAACACCAUGACUUCCAUUGAGAGAUCGUUCUGUGAUA